This is a messenger RNA of Lactuca sativa (garden lettuce), 3190 nucleotides long. RefSeq names its product receptor-like protein EIX2. Gene Ontology annotation, molecular function: protein binding. The record is from RefSeq and is a predicted model, not a curated record. Lineage: Eukaryota; Viridiplantae; Streptophyta; Magnoliopsida; Asterales; Asteraceae.
GGUAGAUUUGUAUUUGACUGAAAGAUUUCAUUAGUUUUGCAUUUUGGGAUUUAUAUCAUAUACCAAACAAUAUCAUAUCAGAAGAUGGGGAAAGAUAUCUACUAUAAUAAAGACAAAUUGCCAAGACUUGCAAGUCUUUGAAGUUUAAUUUGGGGCAAUUAAUUCCACACAAUUUAUGGCGACCCACUUAUAAUCAUUCAUCUUGACAGUGGAGACUAUAUAAACCCUCAUGGGGGCAGUUGAUAUAUGUGUCAAUACAAACCAAAAAUCAGCAAUUAAGAUUUUGAUUUACAUUAUGAAUUCUUGUGUUUUUAUAAUUUCCUCACUUCUCUUGCUACUCCUUGUGACUACAACUACCAGCCAAUUGGUAGCAGCAGGAGGAAAUGAUAUUAACAAGUGUUUGGAUAUGGAGAGAGAUGCUCUCCUUCUUUUCAAAGCUCCCCUUCAAGACCCUUAUGAACAUCUCUCCAAAUGGACAGCUGAAGGAGAUGACUGCUGUAACCGGAAAGGAGUCACGUGCAGCAAACAAACAGGUCAUGUCACAGGGCUUGAUAUGCAUUUCUAUGGUCUUGGAGGUGAGAUAAGCCCUUCAUUGCUUAACUUAACCUACUUGACUCAUCUUGAUCUUUCCUUCAAUGCUUUCAAUGGAAUCAUUCCCACUUUCAUUGGUUCUUUGACUCGAUUAAGGUACCUUAACCUUGGCUGGAAUGAUUUUAAUGGGACCAUUCCCAGGUCAAUUGGUUCCUUGACAGAAUUAAUCUUUCUUGACCUUUCUUUUAACUCUCUUUAUGGAACCAUUCCACCAGAGUUUGGAAACCUCACCAACUUGCAAGUUCUUCGACUUGGAAAUGUUGGAAGCUGUAGAGUUGAAAAGGUAGAGUGGUUGUCUCACCUCUCUCAUUUGGAGGAACUUUGGAUGGAUGGGAUUUCCCUAGCAACAGCAAAUCAUUGGGUAGAUGUAAUUUCAAGUCUCCCAAAACUAUUUGAAUUAAGUUUAGAGGGAUGUGAGCUGUCACAGGUCAUGUAUCCAUAUUCUUCUUUUCUCAACUCUUCUUCUUCAUCUAUUGCAUACCUUUCUCUUGGAAAAAACAAUCUCACCUCAUCUAUGUAUCGUUGGUUGUUCACAUUAACCAGCAAUAGCCUUGUCCGUCUUGAUCUCUCUGGCAACAUGUUAGAUGGGAUACCCAAAUAUCUUGGUAACCUCUGUAGUCUGGAAGAUUUGGACUUCUCUUACAACUCUGCUGUUGUCAAAUUUCCUGAUUUUCUCAACAACUUGUCCGGAUGCACAUCCCUUUCAUUACAAGACUUGUAUGCUCCAAAAAGCCAAUUUACAGGGUCACUGUCCGAUGACAUCCAAAAGUUUUCAUCCCUAUAUUUUUUGGACCUGUCUCAUAAUCACUUAAAUGGAAGUAUAAGUGAGAAACUGUGGGAACUACCCAGGCUCCAAACUCUUUACCUUUCUUCUAAUAAUCUUACAGAUCCUUCCACAUAUCACUUGUCAAACAUCUCUUAUGUUGAGUAUCUUUAUCUGAGCUCUUGCAAGCUGCUAGGGCCUCGCUUCCCCAAAUGGAUUCAAACACUCAAAGAUCUUACUGUUCUUGAUCUUUCCAAUACUGGAAUUUCAGACACAAUUCCUCUAGAGUUUUGGGACAGCUGGCCUUCUCAAUUAAUAUAUUUGAAUCUCUCUUCCAACAACAUUAGUGGGAAAGUACCAGAUUUAUUAUCAAAUUUUGCCUAUGAUUCAGUGAUAGAUUUGAGUUCCAACAGCUUUCAUGGUCCGAUACUGAAUCCUUCCACUUUGUCAAUAUUAAAUCUUUCCAGAAACAAAUUCUCUGGAGGAAUCUCCUUCAUAUGCCAAGCUGUUGAUGGGUUCUUAUCAUUUCUUGACCUCUCUCAUAACUCAUUAACCGGACAACUCCCAGACUGUCUGUGGCAUUUCAAUCAACUAGAAGUUCUUAAUCUCGGACACAACAAUCUCUUUGGAAGUCUUCCUCCCUCUAUUGGAUCUUUGAUACAACUCAAGGUCUUGUAUUUAUACAAGAACAACUUCUCCGGAGAAUUGCCUUUGUCCUUAAAAAAUUGCACGAGUUUAAAGUCUUUGAAUUUGGGGGCCAACAACUUUUCUGGUAAUGUGCCUGUCUGGAUUGGGGAAAACUUAUCAGGGCUGUAUGUUCUUAUCCUAAGAUCAAACAACUUCUUUGGAACCAUCCCUUUACAGUUAUGUCGGUUACCUAAUCUUCAAGUUUUGGACUUGUCAAUGAACAAUCUCCAUGGAAGCAUCCCCUCAUGUUUGAGUAAUCUUACGAGCAUGCUUCACCAAGGAGGAUUCUCACAAGAUGUAUCCCUUGAAACAUUUGUAAAAAAUACUUCAUAUGGAUGGGGGAAAUAUGUUGACCAUGCAAUGAUUGAGUGGCAAGGAGAUGAACAUGAAUUCUUUAACACUCUGAAAUUGUUGAAGAGCAUUGACCUGUCCAGCAACAAUCUAACAGGACAAAUCCCAAAUGAAAUUACCAAUCUUUCAGACUUGAUUGCCCUGAAUUUUUCAAUGAAUACUCUAUCUGGAGAGAUUCCACAGCAUAUUGGUGAGAUGAAAAAGCUUCUAACGUUGGAUUUAUCCAGAAACAAUUUAUCAGGGAGGAUACCAUCAAGCAUGUCUCAGAUGAGCUUACUGAAUUACCUAGACCUGUCAUAUAAUAACUUGUCAGGGAAAAUCCCAUCUAGCACUCAACUCCAGUCCUUUCCACCUUCAAGAUACAAUGGAAACAAAGGACUAUGCGGACCUCCCCUUACUAAAAAUUGUCCUGGAGAUGAAGAACCUGAAGUACCACCUCUUAUUGGUAAAGGUGAGGGUGAUGGGGAAGACACAGAUGAUGAAGUCAUGGGAUGGUUUGUUAUUGGUGGUGGAAUGGGUUUUGCUACUGGAUUUUGGAUAGCAUGUGGCGCUUUACUUCUCAACCGUCGUGGGAGACGUGCAUUUUUUCAGUUUUAUGACAGCUUCAAAGAUUGGGUUUAUGUGAAAGUGGUUGUGUUCAUUUCAAGUAUGCAAAAGGCUUGACACACGUAGUUUGUCAACUAGUUUUUAUUUUUGAUUUCUUAUUUUCUAAUAUGUAAUGUAAUGUAAUUUGGUUGGGGUUUUUAAAUCCCCCAUAUCAAUAUAUUUGCCACCAACACCAUGGGUGGCCAUUUUCCC